Molecule: messenger RNA, 1293 nt
Organism: Dunckerocampus dactyliophorus (ringed pipefish)
Lineage: Eukaryota; Metazoa; Chordata; Actinopteri; Syngnathiformes; Syngnathidae
Product: 4-hydroxyphenylpyruvate dioxygenase-like protein
Exons: 5
Coding region: 1-1293 (430 amino acids)
Biological process (GO): aromatic amino acid metabolic process
Molecular function (GO): 4-hydroxyphenylpyruvate dioxygenase activity
Source: RefSeq, a predicted model, not a curated record
AUGGCAACCUAUCUGACAAGGAUGCACCACAUUUCGCUCCACGUUUCCAACGUGGACAAAAUUAACAACGACUUUGUCUCCAAAUUUAAGUUUCACUUAAUCGCGACCAGACUGACGGACCGUAGCAGACAGCUAGCCUUCAGAACUGGGUCGGCAGUUUUAGUCGUCAACGAGAGGAGAGGAAAUCGAAGCACUGCCUCCGCGAUGGAUGGAAAUCCCGUGGUCGUUGUAGACACACUUUCCCAGAAGCAGAACCGGGACCAGCUGGCAGGAUGCCUCUACGACAUCAGCCCGCACUACCCGGUAGACACUGCGUGCAACGUGUGCUACGAGGUGGAGGACGUGCAUGGGUCGUUCGAUGCUCUCCAGCGCCUGGGUUGCACCUUCUUGGUUCCUCCUACCACUGUGCACGACCAGCAAGGUCAGGUCAUCUAUGCUGUUCUUAAAUCCAUCGUUGGGAAUGUCUGCCACACGUUAAUUGACAAGACAAAGUACAAGGGGAGCUUUUUGCCUGGCUUCAACCUCGUUGACAAGGACCACAGCACCUCUGGAGAUGACUGUCAUGUCACACAUGUGGACCACAUCACCCUUGCGUGCCCCAUUGGGUUCAGCCAGCAGGUCAUGAGGUGGUACAAGCAGGUUUUUGGCUUUCAGAGGUUUUCCGUUAACAGAAAUGACAACGUGGAUGAUGGUUUCGUCAUCCAUCACAACAGGAAGGGAAUUCGACUGUACAUACUGGAGUACUUAAAAUGCCCCGAAACGAGUCUCGCCAUUCCCUGCGAGGAUAAACAUGAGCUCGACUGCAAGUUUGUUGUUGCGGAAUCACUGCCUGGUGAAGCUCUUUCAGAGAGGAACCAGGUGGACACCUUCUUGGAGGAGCAUUGGGGCGCAGGGAUCCAGCACAUUGCACUGCACACGAGUGACAUCCUGUCUACAACGCAAACAAUGAUGGAUGCUGGCGUGCCUAUUUUGUUGCAUCCUGCUGACUACUAUGCCGAGAGUGAAAAACUGCAGGAGAUCCUGGAUAUAGGAUACGACCCCCAGAAGAUGUGCAAGCUUGGCAUUCUUCUGGACACGGACACGGAAGAGGAGUUGUUAGCCGGCCAGGCCAGAAAAUACCUCCUCCAGGGGUUCACCAAGCCCCUCUUUGAGGAGGACACCUUCUUCCUGGAGCUGAUUGAGCGCAGAGGGGUGGCCGGCUUAGGUGAAGGCAACAUCAAGGCCCUGUGGGACUGUAUGCAGAAUUACAUGGACGGUGCAAACGGGAAGGAUGCUCCAAAAACUGCCCCGUAA